AUGGGCGAGGCACCGCCAGCGCAUGACCGUCACGCUUCUGGUCACCUAGAACACCAACAACUUACACCAGUCAUUGGGAUCAGCCAAUCGCCAGAGGAAUCAUUUACGGAUUCGAAAGCACAGGCUCCUUUCCACUCACAGUUCGAUAUGUUUCCUCAGGUGUCGCAAGCGAUAGCAACUCAGCACGGUAAUUACCUUUCUAGUUAUGACCAUCAGCACUCGGUACCUCGACUCGACAUGAAGUCUUUGGGUCAUGCGUUGCCUGGCUCUCCUACUCUAUCGGCGCCUGCGCAAGGCUUCACACAGCACCCACAAUCUCACAUCGGCAGAAUGCCUGUUCAAACCUUGAACAUGAAUUCUCGAACGCAAUUUCAUCAGCACGGAGCUCAGGGCCCGAUGGCGCAUGGCCAGGCGUAUCUACCUUCCUUCGCACAUGACCACUAUGCCCCAUACGCCCAUACACCUAGUCGCAUGACCUUGCAAGCACAAGGACGACCCAUUUUUGGACAUUCAAUGACUGCUGCCAUGCCUUACAAUAGUUCUGGUUACACCGAUCAGCCACACCGCUUUUCAACAUACCUGAGCCAUCCCCGACGUGAUCUAGUUAUAGAGGCCGCUACUUCCUUCCCCAGAGGUCCUCCGAGAAAACCUAGACAAUCUGGCCAUGCGCUUUGGGUUGGAAAUAUCCCUCCUGGCACGACCAUUGGCGACCUGAAGGACCACUUCUCGCACGAAGCGACGGACGACAUCGAGAGCGUGUUUCUGAUUUCAAAAAGCAACUGUGCAUUUGUCAACUACCGCGAUGAGGCUGCGUGCGCUGCUGCCAUGGCUAGAUUUCACGAGUCUCGAUUCCAAGGUGUGCGCUUGGUAUGCAGGCUACGUCGUGGCACGCCUACCAGUGAUGACUCGACAGAGACGCCUGAUACAUUGACGGCAGGAUCAGACACCAAGACGGACAAGUCACGUCCAAAUGUGCGCCGCGCAAACAGUGGCCCAAUCAUCGUGGACGGUUCGGCCAACCACUCUCGUGAGAAGGAGAAGCCUGUUGGUCCUUCUGAGAGUUCUGAUAUUCCCAAUGACACCGAUGAGAUUCAGGAUGGUGUAACCAACCCAUCACGCGUCCCUGAGAAGUACUUCGUGGUCAAGAGUCUCACAUUGGCAGAUCUCGAAGCAAGCGUGCGCAACGGGGUCUGGGCAACUCAAAGUCAUAACGAGGUUGCAUUGAAUCAUGCCUACGACACCGCCGACAACGUCUACCUCGUCUUUUCUGCCAACAAAUCUGGCGAAUACUUUGGUUAUGCUCGUAUGCUCAGUCCCAUCGCGACGAAUCACAAUCUUGCAUCUUCGGCCAAAUUACAACCAAAACCCAGAGAUCUGGACAGCGGACCGAAAGCCAUACCUACCACAGCGACCCAAUGGGCACCAAAGGGUCGCAUCGUCGAUGACUCGGCACGCGGAACCAUCUUCUGGGAAGCCGAUCGAUCACAAGGAGAAGACGCCGUCAGAAUUCCCCAAACGCAAGAGGAGGAAGCAUCAUCUCGACAUCAAACACAAGAGUGGGGCAAGUCUUUCCAGAUUGAAUGGAUAUCGACGAACAGACUCCCCUUCUAUCGCACUAGAGGCCUUCGUAAUCCGUGGAACGAGAAUAGAGAGGUCAAGAUUGCAAGGGAUGGAACAGAGAUUGAACCUGGUAUUGGAUCACGGCUUGUGCAGAUGUUCCAUCGGCCAAUGCAGAUACCUCAGGGUGCUGUAGUUAUGGCUCCUGAGAAGGGACCUCGCUGCUCUGUUUGA
This is a messenger RNA of Aureobasidium subglaciale EXF-2481, 1791 nucleotides long. RefSeq lists its product as uncharacterized. Gene Ontology annotation, molecular function: mRNA binding; N6-methyladenosine-containing RNA reader activity. NCBI's taxonomy places the organism in Eukaryota, Fungi, Ascomycota, Dothideomycetes, Dothideales, Saccotheciaceae. The coding region runs from base 1 to 1791 and encodes 596 amino acids. The record is from RefSeq and is a predicted model, not a curated record. Gene Ontology annotation, cellular component: nucleoplasm. Gene Ontology annotation, biological process: regulation of alternative mRNA splicing, via spliceosome; mRNA splicing, via spliceosome. The transcript is spliced from 3 exons.